GCUUCCGUACCAGAUCAUUGAUGUGCUUCUAAUCCGACUCGUCUGAUUGAAAGUAGGGGGUCAAUAGUCUGAUUCGGGCGUAUGUGCCCUUCCUUAAAUAUUAGAGAGGCAAGAACAAAACGUGUUAUUAUAACAAAAGGGCUUCUUAAUUAGUCCUCCGUUCUCCCGCGAGAAAAAAAUAGUCCUCCAUCGAUUCGCCCGGCGGGUUCUCAGAUGAAGACUACUGCCUUAGAUGGCAGCUGCAGGACCAAAUGCCAACCGAAGAAUUCGACGAAGAUGUUCUUAUUUGUUUUCAAGCAGAAGGUUGGGUCUCUAGUUUUUGGAAAAGAUCACAAGGUUAGCAGACCAAAGAAGAUGUUCAGGCUAUGUAUUCGUGACGAGUAUGGCAUGAGGGCGUUGGCUAAACCUACAGUUGUACUUAAGUCAACGGCACUGUACCACGAAAUACAGCUUCGUGAGGGCAGAUGGAGGCUUGUCACGUUCAUUGACGACCACAUGAUCCAUACAUGGCCGAUUUAUAGGGAAAAAUACGGACCAAUUGGAAAAGCAUCCUGCACAAUAAACAAUGCGCUUAGAAAAUACAGCGAGCGUCGACUUGAAGCUGGUUUGUUUUAUUUGGUCAGGGACAAGAAACGUUACUUGUCAUUUACAACUAGGAGUCACCUGUACGGUGACGAAUUCUUGAAGGGUCUAUGGAGAAAGAAAAGACUGGAGCGAACCAUGCAAAAACAUAAUCAAGAGUUAUUAACGUGUUCUGCAAGUGUCUCCGAAACCAAUAUACCUGAAGACAGAAACCUUUUCUCCAUACUCAUCACGACAUUGAGAGUGUGCGGCAUGAGACAUGUGUUUUACAUGUUGCUUGUUAUCUCCUUAGCUUUGGCGAUUGUAUAUCUGUGAAAGAUCAUUCAUUGUAUCUUGGUUGACUUAGUACUAUAUAUGCAUAAGGUGUGAAUCGUAUUUUUCUCUCAUGGGUUCGCUAACGAAUAAUCGUGAAGUCAUUGUGUAGUGAUGUUAUGAUGUACUUGUACUA
This is a messenger RNA of Triticum aestivum (bread wheat), 1030 nucleotides long. RefSeq lists its product as uncharacterized. Bases 214 to 897 code for a protein of 227 amino acids. The record is from RefSeq and is a predicted model, not a curated record. The transcript has 2 exons. NCBI's taxonomy places the organism in Eukaryota, Viridiplantae, Streptophyta, Magnoliopsida, Poales, Poaceae.